Rhododendron vialii is the source of this 4807-nucleotide messenger RNA. RefSeq lists its product as uncharacterized. NCBI's taxonomy places the organism in Eukaryota, Viridiplantae, Streptophyta, Magnoliopsida, Ericales, Ericaceae. Bases 366 to 4631 code for a protein of 1421 amino acids. Gene Ontology annotation, molecular function: protein kinase activity; ATP binding; protein binding. Gene Ontology annotation, cellular component: cytoplasm. The transcript is spliced from 10 exons. The record is from RefSeq and is a predicted model, not a curated record. Gene Ontology annotation, biological process: protein phosphorylation; signal transduction.
CACAAAACCAUUGCAUGAAUCCCUCCACGUGCCCCAUCUCUCUCUCUCUCUCUCUCUCUCUAAAAUUUCCUUCAAUCCUAAGAAAGAAGAGUCUCGGCUACACACAUUCCAUAACACGGCGCCACCUUCAAUCCUUCUACCCCCUCCUCAGCUGACACAGAAAAUAAAUUAGAAAAUACUCACACACACACAGAGAAGAGAGAGAUAGAGAAAUAGAGAGAGUAGAAGAAAUUUUAGGAGAGAGAGGGAAUCACCAAGGCGGUUGAAUCGCGAAAGCUGUCGAAUUGAACGGACUCUCAAUUCAGUGACCCUUUCUUCAACUUCUUCGUCUUCUCUCUCUCCCAAAGACUCGGCUCGAAUCUGAGAUGGCUUUUGAUCAGAGCUCAGUACCUAGAGAUCUACGGCCUCUGAAUGUAGCUCGAACAAUGCCCGACGAGACUCGCAUUGCUCCGGUAACGACGACAUCUGGUAGGACCGUUGAGGGUUUUUUAGGGAAUCCGGUUUGCGAUGCUGGUAGUCCCGGGCCGAUUCCGGCUUACUACCCGCCAACAGUGUCUGAUGCAGGGUUUGUAGGUUUAGGGUAUAGUAAUGCGGUUUCGGGGGUGGCUUCGUGGUGCCCUCGGAUGCCCGUAGGUGUUGUUGCUCCUCCUGGUGGUAAUGUGAUGAUGGGAUAUAGUCAUACCCCAAGUUUUGGGGCACGGGUCGGUGGCAAUGCCUCCGAUCAGGCUAGUGAUGAGGGCGGAGAGGACUCGGUUUCGGGGAAGAAAGUUAAGUUUCUGUGUAGUUUUGGGGGAAAGAUUCUUCCGAGGCCAACCGAUGGGAUGCUCAGAUAUGUUGGAGGGCAGACUAGGAUUAUUAGCGUUAGGAGAGAUGUGAGCUUCGACGAAUUAGUUCAGAAGAUGGUUGAUACUUACGGGCAGAAUGUUGUUAUCAAGUACCAGUUACCCGAUGAAGAGCUUGAUGCCCUUGUAUCUGUUUCCUGUCCUGAUGAUCUCGAAAAUAUGAUGGAUGAGUACGAGAAAUUCGUUGAGAGGUCUUCAGAUGGGUCAUUUAAGUUGAGGGUGUUUCUAUUUUCGUUUUCAGAGCUUGAUUCUUCUGGGGUGAUGCAUUAUGGCGAAUUGCAAGAUAGUGGGCAGCGAUACUUUGAGGCGGUGAAUGGGAUCAUGGGUGGAGUCGGUGGGAGUAUCGCAAGGAAGGAGAGCAUGGCAAGUGCAACAUCCACGCAGAAUUCGGACAUGAGUGGGAAUGAGGCUAUUGAUGGGUCAGGCCAUUGUCAAGGGGAUUUUACUGGCCCCCCAUCUACUGGUGUGUUUUCUCCUAAAGCCAAUGAUGCCACAACUCAAGAACAUAACCCAAGAUUGGUUUGUGUGGAUCCUACCCCUCCAUCUAAUGCUGAAAUGUCUACCGCUCCGUUGGGUAUUCAGAUGAUGAUGUCAACUACCCCUCAUACUCUGUCGUCUCAGCCUGAGUAUGAGUUUGAGAGAUCUGUGCCUGUUAAUGUACAGAAGCAGCAAAUUGGGGCUGAAGUGCAGCAAGCUGGAGUUAAUUUUCAGCCCCCUGCACCUUAUUUGCAGGCUUAUAUUGAUCCUCCUCCCCAAGAAACAUUGAACCAUGCAGAUUAUGUACAGGUUCCUUCACAGAUGGGGUACCCAAAUCAGCUAUUGGGGAAUGUUGGGCCUAUGUCCACACAUCAACAGUUCCAUGAUAAUGCUUCUGGUAUUUUCUCUCAUCAGUUUAUCCCUGCAUUGCACAUGACAAUGGUUCCUUCAACUCAUGUCAGUAUGAAGCCUAACAUGAUGCAGCCAAUGGUACAACCGCAACAAAUUCGUGUGGAGCCCCAUCCCAACGAAAGAACAUUUGGGGCGAGGGUUGUCCAGCUUCCCAGUGCCCAAAGCUACAAUGCCUAUCAAGCCCAGGUCCCUACUUCAGUGGUGGAAGGAGGUUACGGAUGGAGUCAGGUUUCACACCCAGAGCAAGUGGUUUUCUCUGAGGGAUGGGCAUCUAAUCAGCAGGUAACUAUUCCAGAGAAAAUCGCAACAUUCAAGGACUGUUAUAUGUGUGAGAAAGCAUUGCCUCAUGCACAUUCGGAUACAGUUGUACAGGACCAAAGAGAGAGCCCUGCAAUCACUGCAUCUGAUUUGAACCCUAUUUAUCAUAGUCUCCAAUUGGAGGACAAAACGAGAGCCCCGCCAAUGAACAGGGCUGUUGUAAUUGGAGCCCCGGUAGAAGGUAUCGUUGAGCUAGGAGUGCGACCAAAGGUUUUGAGUAAUUUAGAUCAGGAAGUUGGGAUACCUCAAUCAGCGGCAGUCAUGGCCGCACAAAAUGUUGUGCAGCGAUAUGAGAAUGAGAGAAUAAGUUUACAAAGUGCUGAGAAUUCUGAUCUCGCCAAAGUAUCAGUUGUUCCCCAGGGUGUGGUAGGGUUUGCCACUGGUGUACAAUCUCUGUAUAGUGGGGCCAUGACUACCCUUUCUCAGCCAUCCCAAAAGAAUGCUGUCCUGCCUCAUGCAGUGCCACCCCAAUACCAGGUUAAACAGGAGAUCGUAAUGAACAAACCAGUAGUUAACAGCGAUAUCAAUCCUGGUGGAGGUAUGCCUUUCCAAAUGUCGGAUCAGCUGGUACGCGAAUCUCCAAAGGAUUAUUACAGUAAACUUUCUUGCAUUGCUCAUAAAGAAGAUAUCAUAGAGUCGUACGACCAUCUCAAACAUGUAGGUGUCAGGAUGGAAAAUCUCCAGGUAAGUCCCCCAGAAGUUUUCAUUAGUAAAGAGCAAAAUAAGUCACCGAGUGAGAAUCCUAGGAAGGAAGAUGUUGUAAGGGAGCCGUUUGUAAAAAAUGCCCUAAGCACUCAGAGAAUGGUAUUCGAUACAAAUCACAUCAAACCGAAUGAACUGCUGCCUUCCUCAAACGAGGUUUCUUACUUGCAUAAUUUUCAACCACCGGAGUCCCAUGUUGUGGUACAAUCACCUCUUUUGGGUAUUCCUACAUCAUACCUACAGUCAAACCUUGGCGUUAGCUAUUUGGCUCCUGAUGAAGCUUCUUAUGGUAAUCUUGCAUUUUCUGAUGUUAAUUUAGCCCAGAGAACUGAAAGAAUUCCACCUAUUGGUGAAUGGAAAGAGAAUCCUUCGUUAUUCCAUAAUAAGUUGCUUCCUGAUAAUGUUGGCUAUGUAGCCUCCAAUGGGAGUAUAUCAUCUUCCGUUUCGCCUUCUAACAGGGUUGGGGAUGUACAAGAUUCCUCAACCUCACUUUUCAGUGACCAAGAUCCUUGGAAUUUGCGGUAUGAUACUCAUUUCCCGCCACCCAGGCCUACCAGAAUCGCAUUAAGAAAGGAAGAUUUUGGUACGAGGGAUCCUUUUGGGGAAAAUCAUAUGGAAAGCGGUGGAGAAUUACCAAUAGGCAAUAGAAUGGAAGCAUCUGCAGUAGCGCAGUUGGAUGGUGGAGUUUUCCAGCCCACUGGCAAUAUGACUAGGACCACCCAAGGUUCAGCAGAGGAACUUAUCAAGCAAGAACUUCAGGCUGUUGCCGAGGGCGUAGCUGCUUCUGUUCUGCAGUCAUCUAUGCCUUCAAAUCCGGACAUAACCACCAUGCAUGACAGGAGUGAAAGUCUUUCUGUUGUCAAUCAAGACAGUGAAGUUCAAAAUACUGAUCUUGAAUUGAAUAAAGCAAGCUUCGAGGACAUCAAGGCCAAACUACCAGAAAAGACAAAUCUCGGGUUUCCUGUAUCAGAUGGGCUUGGUCGCUUACAGAUUAUAAAGAACAGUGACCUCGAGGAGCUUCGGGAAUUGGGUUCUGGCACCUUUGGUACCGUUUAUCAUGGAAAGUGGAGGGGUACUGAUGUUGCAAUCAAACGGAUCAAUGAUAGGUGUUUUGCUGGGAAACCUUCGGAACAAGAACGCAUGAGAGACGACUUCUGGAAUGAGGCAAUCAAGCUCGCUGACUUGCACCAUCCGAAUGUGGUGGCCUUCUAUGGUGUUGUGCUUGAUGGUCCUGGUGGUUCAGUGGCAACAGUGACAGAAUAUAUGGUUAAUGGUUCUCUAAGAAACGCUUUGCAGAAGAGUGAGAGGAAUCUUGAUAAACGAAAGCGUCUAGUGAUUGCUAUGGAUGUUGCCUUUGGAAUGGAGUACUUGCAUGGAAAGAAUAUUGUACACUUUGAUUUGAAAAGUGACAACUUGCUUGUCAAUCUUCGUGAUCCUCACAGACCGAUAUGCAAGGUCGGUGAUUUGGGGCUAUCCAAGGUGAAAUGUCACACACUUAUCUCAGGUGGUGUGCGGGGAACACUUCCUUGGAUGGCACCAGAGCUUCUGAAUGGAAGCAGUAGCCUUGUUUCUGAAAAGGUUGAUGUAUUCUCAUUUGGGAUUGUGAUGUGGGAACUUCUUACUGGAGAAGAACCAUAUGCUGACUUGCAUUAUGGGGCUAUUAUUGGAGGUAUUGUGAGCAAUACAUUGCGGCCGCUAGUGCCAGAACCCUGCGACCCAGAAUGGAGAUCACUGAUGGAGAGAUGUUGGUCGUCAGAGACAUCAGAAAGGCCAAGUUUCACAGAGAUCGCGAAUGAGUUACGUUCGAUGGCAGCUAAGGUUCCCCCAAAAGCAGUUACUCAACAGCCUGUUCCCUCAACACAGCCUCAAGGUAAAAGUUGAUCUUCCAGGCACCUUUUUGUUUACCCCUGCAGUGUCUUUCCUCUUGGCUACCUUGUUGCAAAUUCAGCAUGCAGUAAUAAAGCAGCUACUAUUUUUUUUUUUUGGGUCAAAUGUAGAAGGGAAGAAACAUUCUAGUGCUUUGAAAUAGAAAUCUUUGGGUUUUUCCCCUGAUAAAA